AUGUUAAAUCUUAUACCAAAAAGAAUAGUAUCGAAAACAUUGCUCUUUGGAAAAAGGCCAGUCCAAAGGAUCCGAGUUGGAAAGGAUAAGAAUGUUUUAGAAUUGAGCUUAAGUGAUGUGAACUCCAUUUAUGAUGAUAUUGACGAAAACACAAAUUUACAUAAUAAGGAUUACAAUCCGUUGAAGUAUAGCGUAUAUGUAAAAUAUAAAAUAUCCGCAUUGAACCUAAUUGAGGCGUAUAAAAAUGAGGAAAACAAGAAAACUGCAUUAACAAAUAUUAAAUGGUAUGCAAAAAUUAGGGAUUACUUUUUUAUAAAUUUUUCUAAGAACCAGAUUGAAUUAAAAAAAAAAAUGGUUCCGAAAUUUUUUUAUCCAAUGGAAAAAUAA
Messenger RNA from Plasmodium malariae, 387 nucleotides. Its product is annotated as conserved Plasmodium protein, unknown function. Bases 1 to 387 code for a protein of 128 amino acids. The transcript is spliced from 2 exons. The record is from RefSeq and is a predicted model, not a curated record. Lineage: Eukaryota; Apicomplexa; Aconoidasida; Haemosporida; Plasmodiidae.